This is a messenger RNA of Heterocephalus glaber (naked mole-rat), 3517 nucleotides long. RefSeq names its product alpha tocopherol transfer protein (gene Ttpa). The record is from RefSeq and is a predicted model, not a curated record. Gene Ontology annotation, molecular function: lipid transfer activity; vitamin E binding; phosphatidylinositol bisphosphate binding. Gene Ontology annotation, biological process: vitamin transport; vitamin E metabolic process. Gene Ontology annotation, cellular component: late endosome; membrane. NCBI's taxonomy places the organism in Eukaryota, Metazoa, Chordata, Mammalia, Rodentia, Bathyergidae.
CAAUUUUUUUUGUUGCUGUUGUAGACAUAGGGUGGUCUUAAUUUUAUCAUUUAUAUGAUGUAUUUACAUCAACUGGACUUGUGAAUCCACUGGAAAAGUAAUGACCAAAAAUCUGGGUUUAGGUCUUUUACUUUGCAAAAUUUAGGGGUCAGAAAUGUGAAAGCACAUUGUACAUAUUUACAGAAGGAACCGUGUAGACCCACAGUUGAUUUACUUAUGCAUUAAUUUAUUCUCAUUCACCACAUGCAUCUACUUCCUGGGAGCCCAGCAAGCUGCAGAGAGGAAUCAGCUGAGCACCCUGCCUCUGUUAUCUGAAAGAUUCCUUCUAAUGAAGCCACAGCUUUUAUCAUUCCACAGGAAAAUAAGACAAUUAUUUCUAUAAUGUUGCUAAUGUGCUGCUUCCAGCAUUUUGCUUGAAUCUGAAUUAAAAGCCCUCCUUUUAUGUCUAAGGAGACUAUAAAAAAUGAACAUUGUAAAAUGCAUUGACACUUAUUCUGAUGCCCCCUAGGACAGGAUGAGGAGGGAAAAUUCAACUUAUAGAACAGAAUGAAUAUAACAGAAUCUACAAUGUGCCUAUUGUUCUUGCUGCCUUAGGAAAUGUUAUUUAGGUCACCAAAUAUUUCUCUGUUGGCACAUUUUCUUUUUUUUCUUUCUUACCUCUCUUUUGCAUUUAACUCUUAGCCUUAUCCUCUUUUUUUAGAACUUGAAGAAGAGUUUAUAAAAUGCAGAGAUGAAAGCGAGGGAGAGAGAGACAGAGACAGACAGAUGAUUUCUUUUGGACACCAUGGUGGGGCUUCUCUCAUAGUCCCAGCAGCUUCUCUUUCCCCCCCAACCAUUCCAGCCAGUGACAUUUUCCAAUGCUCAGAAUUUCACCUUCGACUUCUGUUAUUAAAAAACUAUUAUAAAUGGAGAGUCGAAUGUCCAGAAUUAAGUGCGGAUCUACACCCUAGAAGUAUUCUUGGUCUUUUGAAGGCUGGGUACCAUGGAGUUCUAGGAUCCAGGGAUCCCACUGGUAGCAGAGUUCUUAUUUACAGAAUCGCAUUUUGGGACCCAAAACUGUUUACAGCUUAUGAUGUAUUUCGUGUGAGUCUAAUUACAUCCGAGCUUAUUGUACGGGAAGUAGAAACUCAACGGAAUGGAGUCAAGGCUAUAUUUGAUCUGGAAGGCUGGGAGUUUUCUCAUGCUUUACAAAUUACUCCAUUUGUAGCCAAGAAGAUUGCUGCUGUACUUACAGAUUCCUUUCCACUGAAAGUUCGUGGUAUCCAUUUGAUAAAUGAACCAGUAAUUUUCCAUGCUGUAUUUUCCAUGAUUAAACCAUUCCUGACUGAAAAAAUUAAGGAAAGGAUUCAUAUGCAUGGGAAUAAUUACAAACAAAGCUUACUUCAGCAUUUCCCUGAUAUUCUUCCAUUGGAGUAUGGCGGUGAAGAAUUCUCCAUGGAGGACAUCUGUCAGGAGUGGAUAAAUUUUAUAAUGAAGUCUGAAGAUUAUCUCAGCAGCAUUUCUGGGACCAUUCAAUGAGAAGUUAUUUCAUCCAAAUGGUUUCCUAAUUAAAAGUACAUAAGUGAGAUCCUAUGUGAAUGAAAGAAAAAGAGCAAAUAUUUUGAAUUAAUUAUUGCUUGUAUGAUCUUUAAAAACAUAAAAACCUGUAACAGGAGCAAUAUGGAUGUUUAGAAAGCUUUUGAACCUUUUUUUCACUUCUGAAGUACUUAAAUGUUAAUAUACUUGAAUAGCGUAGAAGGGAUUCCCUAUUUUUGAACUUGAAGAAAUAACAUAGAAAGUGAUUUCUGAAGUGGCUAUUUAUGUGCAUCUUUGUGUGUUUCUAUAAGAUUUCAUUUUAAACAAGUUUUCUGAUUACAUUUGUUUAGUCACAGAUUUAUAAAAUCAACUUAAAGAAAUACUGCACAAAUCAAUUGAAUAUAAAAUACUAUUAACACUUAUUUUUUGUGGGUGUCAGAUUAGAUUACAAUUCAGGCUAAAAUCUGAAUACAGCUUUACAAUUACUUCUGUGGGCUAGCAGGAUAGUUCAUCUCAGGGAAAUUGUAUUCUAGCACAUUUGCACAAUAGAAACUUUUGAUUGGAGAGUCUAUAUGCCAUACUAUUGUAUAUAGAUCUCUAUAAAGGUACAGUUGAUAAUAACUGAUUAAAAUAUAAUUAAGAAAAUAUUUCAGACACAGUUCAUAGCUUCUCAAUGCUGUUUUGCAUUUUUUAAUAAAUCAAGAAUGUGAUUUUGACUUGUUUACGUUAAUUCUUAUGACACAUUACAUGGAGAUUUAGAGGUAAUAUUUAGCUGUCUUAUACAUAGAAUUUUUGGUUGAAUAACACAACUGUAUAAAAGAAAUGUUUACAUUUCUUAAAUCAUUGCCAAUUACACUUGGUAUUUUUCAGUUUACAUAUAAAAUAAUAUGAGUUUUACUCUUAUAUCAGAAUAUUCUGAGUCCCACAAUUUUUAUUUACUUUUUAAAAAAGUGGUCAGGAUGUGCUCUUUGUUGUGUAGUUUGUAUAAAAGAAUAUUUCAUUUACCAAGAAAGAUAUAUCAUCCCUUAUAGUCAAUAUAUCUUUCAAUUUAUAAUAUAAUUUUUAUACUUAGUAUUUUAUAAUUGAUUUUAUUUUAAACUUGAAAAUGAAAGAAUAUGGAGUAUGAAAUUUGUUGAAUCUGUUCAGCCUGUUAGGUUUCAAUAUUAAUCAUGCAAUAGUAUCCUUGUGCAAAAAUACUUUUCUGUGUGCAAGAGUAUUUUUCUUUAUAAGAAAAUUAGUCUAAUCAGGUGAGAUGAUACUUAAAGAUUCUUUGAACUCAUGUCUAAGAUGAAACAGAGUAAUUGUGGAUGUUCUUUAGAGAAUAUGUUUGAUUUUGACAUAGCAUUGAGAAGCUAACUUGACGUUAUACCUUUUGUAACAAAACUAGAUCCUCCCUGUUUUUUAAAGGAAUUUUUAAAAACUUCUUUAUAAAAUCAUAUAACUUAAAAUUAUUUAAUUAAAAAAAUCAUACAAUUUAAAAUUGUAUAAUUAAAAUCAUAACAGAAAAAUCACUUAAAAGGAUAAGCAGUAAUAACAAAACACCUCUGCUUUGUCCAACAUUUAUUCUUAGAAGGAUAUUUCUAUCACAUAUUCUACUUCAUUUACAUUUGGCUACUUAAAACAGUUUGUUAUGAUUGUGUAAAGGAAAGAUUAGUACAUGAAUAAAUAACAACAUUUUAAAACGUCUUUUAAAUUGUUUAAUUAGUGAUGUGUUUAAGAGCAAAUGAAAUUAAAAUAAGUUGAUCAGUGUAGGCACAUUUUAUGAUGGAUCUUUGGAAUUUUAUAAAUCAAAGCAAUUCUGUGAAGAACAUUAUAAGCACAAUGUGAAAUGAACAAGUAAUUUUGUGAAAUAUCAAGGUAAAAAAACUAAUUGUCUACAUUACAUUACUGUGAUUGUACUAGAAGUGCCUUUUGAAAGGUUUACUCCAUAUGUGCUCAUUAUGUUACUGAACUGAAUAACUUAUUUAAUAUUGUUUAAAAAAUUAAACAUCUUUCACUUAAA